AUGCCAGCAAUGCCAGCACGACCAGCAAUCCUAGACCCGUGUCUCAUUCGCAUCGUCUGCCCAUUGAAACAGCGGUCAAGGCGUCUUCUUGCAACUGCUACGCAUCAAUUGCCCAGAAACCAACCAUGGUCCCAUCCGCCCGCAUCUACCAGCAUCGACAAUGAUCAAGUAGCCCGCCUGGCUUCUCGACCGUUACAUCCUUUGACAUUGGCAGAUCUCGUCCAACAUGGCCGUCCCCCACUCUCCGCAUCCACUCUGUUCACCUCCGCGAACUUCACCCUCUCUCUGCUGCCUAUCCGCCUCGCCCACCGGAUCCAAGCCCUCCGCAACCUCCCCUUCAUCGUCGUCUCGAACCCGCACAUCUCCCGCAUCUACAAUAACUAUGUCCACUCCCUCUCCACUUUGCUCCCCUACCAAGAGCGGCAAAUCAACACGCUCGAGGAUGAGAUCCAAUUCACGGAAGUGAUGGCAGAUUUGGUGCAGACACAUGCGGAUACCAUACCCAUACUGGCCCGUGGGUUCCUGGAGUGUAGGAAAUACAUCAGCCCGGGGGAUGUGACCAGGUUCCUGGAUGAGCAUCUGAGGGCCAGGAUCGGGACGCGACUGAUUGCUGAGCAGCAUAUUGCGCUCCAUCUCUCCUCCCAACCACACUGUACCCACAACGAUCAACAUGCCCAAGACGGCUCAUCGACCUCCAUCGGCGUAAUCGACACAGCGCUUCGCCCCGCCGAAAUCAUCCGCCAGUGCGAAUCCUUCGUCUCGGAGAUCUGUGAGCUGAAGUACGGCGUACGCCCCACGGUCAUCAUCAACGGCCAGCCAGACACCAGACUCGCCCAUGUACCCACACACCUCGAGUACAUCCUCACGGAGCUCCUCAAGAAUGCGUUCCGAGCCACGGUCGAAAGCGGCAAGGAACGUGACCCGAUUGAAGUCACGAUAGCAGCCGCGCCGGACCCAUCACCCUCGCCGCCUGAGUCCAUACACCUGGAUCCCUCGCGAGCGGAUCCCACAACCUCCAACACACCGCCGGGCGUCACGAUCCGCAUCCGUGACCACGGGGGUGGCAUAUCGCCCGAGAACCUCGACGACAUCUGGGCCUACAGCUUCACGACCUUUGGCGAUGAGGAACUGCUCGACCUCGGCAACGGCAACGCGGACGCUCUCAACGCCAUAUCCGGCGCGGGUGGCGACUCGAGCAGCCUCGCCGGUCUGGGCUACGGUCUACCGCUCGGCAGGGCGUAUGCCGAGCACUUCGGCGGCAGCAUCAUGGUGCAGAGCCUCUGGGGGUGGGGGACGGAUGUCUACCUCAAGCUCCGGGGGUUGGGAAAGAUAUAG
This is a messenger RNA of Letharia columbiana, 1335 nucleotides long. RefSeq lists its product as uncharacterized. Bases 1 to 1335 code for a protein of 444 amino acids. The transcript is spliced from 2 exons. NCBI's taxonomy places the organism in Eukaryota, Fungi, Ascomycota, Lecanoromycetes, Lecanorales, Parmeliaceae. Gene Ontology annotation, cellular component: mitochondrion. The record is from RefSeq and is a predicted model, not a curated record. Gene Ontology annotation, molecular function: pyruvate dehydrogenase (acetyl-transferring) kinase activity. Gene Ontology annotation, biological process: protein phosphorylation; regulation of glucose metabolic process.